Molecule: messenger RNA, 1326 nt
Organism: Plasmodium relictum
Lineage: Eukaryota; Apicomplexa; Aconoidasida; Haemosporida; Plasmodiidae
Product: conserved Plasmodium protein, unknown function
Exons: 11
Coding region: 1-1326 (441 amino acids)
Biological process (GO): cell motility
Cellular component (GO): motile cilium; Golgi apparatus; microtubule
Molecular function (GO): small GTPase binding; microtubule binding
Source: RefSeq, a predicted model, not a curated record
AUGAAAAAUACUAAAAAAAUCAACUCCAAAAUAAAGGAAGAAAAAGAAAAAUUGAUAAACGAAAUAAGCAAGAUAAAUAAAGAAAUAGAAGUUGAGAAAAAAAAUGUAGAAGAUAUUAAUUCAAAAAUAAAAAAUAUAGAUGAUAAUAUAUUUUUGGGUUACCACGAUUUAAAGAUAUUGAAAUUAGAAUUAAAAAAUAAAGAAAUAGAGUUAGAGGAAAAUAAGUCAUUUAAGUUUUUAUCUUCUAGAAAAAUUGAAAAUAUUAUAAAUAGAUAUGUAUUAAAGUGUUAUGAAACCUUUCUAGAUAAUCUCACAAAAAAUGAAAUAAAUAUAUAUGAGCAUUCUAAAACUACAGAAAUAGAAAAAAAAAAUCAACAAUCAAAUAAAGAUUAUGAUAAACUAAUAAAUGUUACAAAUAUUCAACAUUUAAAUAAAUUAAAUUCUAUUGUUUUGUCUCAAAAUGAAAUGAUAGACGAAAUUAACAGUAGAUUUACUAGUACCCUCAAAGAAAUAAGAAAAAACUACUCCAAAAAAAUUAAUCUGGAGAGAGAUAAAUUAGAUAGAAAAAGACAAAAAUUUAUUUUUAAUCUACAAAAAGAUAAAAAUGAAAAUAUAAAAAAUAUUUUAGUAGAAUAUAAUGAAAAUAUUUUAAAUACACAAAAUUAUUUUAAAUUAAUAUUAAAUGAUCAAUUAGGAAUGAUUCAAAAAUUAGAGGACGAUAAACUUAAUAAAAAAAAAAAUUAUUUGUCUAAAAUGAAAUAUUUAGAAGAAUUCAAAAAAAAUAUAUCAAUUCAUAAAAAAAAAUUAGAAAAUUUAGAUAAAGAUGUAGAGUUAUUAGAAAAAAAUAUUAUUGAUUAUGAAAAACUAAAAAUAAGUUUGAAAAAAAUUAAAGAAAAAAGAAAAAAACAGAUAAAGGUCCUAGAAGAAUUAAAAUUAGAAACAGAUAUAAAAAAAAUGCUACUCACAAAAAUUUGCAAGGAAUAUGAAAAAAUAUAUAAUAAAAAUAGGAUGAAGUUAUAUACGUAUCUACAAAAAUUAUUAUUAGAAAAUUAUUUUUUAGAAACAAAGAAAAAAUUAAAAAAUGAAUCUCUAGAAAUAAAUACAAUAGAGUUGGGAAAAUGGCAAGAAUCAUUUAACCCAGGACAAAAUGAAAUAUUGAAUAAUGCCUUAAAUGAAAAAUUUCAAAAAUUUGAAAUAUUAAAAAAAGGAAUAGAAUAUAUGAUAGAUCUAUAUGAAAAAAAUAAAGAAAAUUAUGAAUCCAUAAUGCACUUAAAUUAUUAUUCAAAUCGCGAUUUAGAUAUUUUAAAAAGAGAAAAUGCACCGUAA